Messenger RNA from Prunus armeniaca (apricot), 3567 nucleotides. The record is from the annotation of a GenBank genome assembly. Lineage: Eukaryota; Viridiplantae; Streptophyta; Magnoliopsida; Rosales; Rosaceae.
AUGAAAAUCCAUCACCUCAUCAAUAUUUCUCACUAUUUGCUCCUUUCGUUGUGCUUAUUGGGUAUUGGACUUGCAAGUACUGCUGUGAAACCGAAAUCAAUAUGCAUUGAGGAAGAAAGGAAAGCACUUGUGAGCUUCAAACAAGAUCUUACUGAUCCCUCUGGUAGGCUUUCUUCUUGGGCGGGUCAUGAUUGCUGCCGCUGGGAAGGGAUUUCAUGCGACAACCGCACCGGUCAUGUUUCCCAAAUGGAUCUCCGCAAUCCAUAUCCAUAUGUCCAGUGGUAUGAUGAAGAGUGGGACGAGUUGGCUUAUAACAAGUCUUGCUUGGGGGGUAAGAUAAAUCCUUCUUUGCUUAGCUUGAAACACUUGCAUUACCUGGACUUAAGUUGCAAUGGUUUUGAAGGGAUCCGCAUUCCUAACUUCUUUGGAGAGCUUAAAACUCUGAGGUAUCUCAACAUCUCCUCUGCAAACUUUGCAGGAGAGAUUCCCCCUUCUCUUGGUAACUUAUCAAACUUGAACUAUCUUGAUGCCAGUGCUUCAUAUCAACUCUCUUCCAAAAACUUGAAUUGGCUUUCUCAUCUCUCUUCUCUAAAAUACCUCAAUCUCGAUACAGUGUAUCUUCAUAGCAACACAAAUUGGCUGCAUGUUGUUAACAUGCUUCCUUCCUUACUGGAGUUACACUUAUCUGGUUGCGGAUUAGCAAGCCAUCCACUAUCUCUACAGAGGAUUAACUUCACCUCACUUUCGGUCCUUGAUCUUUCAGCUAAUGAUUUCAAUACUUCUUCAUUUCCCAGCUGGAUUUUCAAUCUUACUAGCCUCAAAAGACUUGAUCUAGGAUGGAAUUCUUUCAGUGCUCAUUUUCCAAAUGAAUUUGGUAACCUCAAAUCUCUUGAAUACCUAGAUUUAUAUUAUUUGGGGCUCAAAGAUAGUGGAGUUCCCAGAGUCCUUGGAAACUUAUGCAAGCUAAAGACAUUAAAUCUUGGGUGGAACAAUUUUAGUGGUGGGGGGAUUGAAGAGUUUUGGGGGAGUUUGUCAAAUUGUCCAAAUAAUACACUAGUAUUAGAGUCACUAGAUUUGUCUAGUUGCGGGCUGGAAGGCCAAUUGCCGGCCUCCUUUGGAAUGUUAAAAAGUUUGCAGUAUUUGGACCUCUCUGGUAAUCAAAUGAACGGGUCCAUUCCACAAAGUCUGGGACAACUCUCCGAGCUAAUUAACCUCUUUCUAUCUGGGAAUUCUUGGGAAGGCAAUGUAACGGAAGCCCAUUUCAUUAAUCUCACCAACUUGAAAGGGCUUUCAAUAGGCACCGAUUCAGAUGACAUACAAAAGCCCAUGUCCCUUGUUUUCAACGUGUCUUAUGAUUGGGUUCCUCCUUUCAAGCUCCACUCAAUUAAUAUUUUCAACUGUAAAGUAGGUCUUGGUUUUGGGGUAUGGCUUCAAUCUCAGACUGAACUGGCACAUGUCACCCUAAGUAGAACUGGAAUAUCAGAUUCUAUACCUGAGGAAUGGUUGUUGAAGCUGUCUUCCAAACUCAUACGGUUGGAUUUAUCUUACAACCAAUUUCGAGGUAGGCUUUCAUCAAACAAAUUGAUGAGAUUUCCGAAUUUAGGAAGAAUAAGUUUGGAUCAUAAUCAAUUUGAGGGACCACUCCCACUAUGGUCCACUAAUGCAUCUUUCUUUGAUCUUGAAAGCAAUUUAUUUUCCGGGCCAAUCCCCUCCAAUUUUGACAAGCUGAUGCCCAAAUUGGAAGAAUUGUAUCUUUCGGAGAAUUAUUUGAAUGGUACAAUUCCACCUUCUAUUUGCAACAUGCAAAACCUGACAGUCCUUUUCCUGAGGAGCAAUAAUUUUUCUGGAAAAUUCCCUCACGCAUGGAGUUCGAGGAGCCAGAUAACCUUUGUAGAUGCUGCCUACAACAAUCUCUCUGGUAAUAUUCCCACUUCAAUGGGAGAAUUAAGUUCUCUUGAAAUAUUGAAGCUCAACAACAACAAUUUUGGCGGUAAGAUUCCCAAUUCUUUGCACAAUUGCUCUGUUUUGAAAAGUAUCGAUCUUGGAGACAACAAAUUAUCUGGGAGCAUACCUCCAUGGAUAGGAGGAUCAAAUGUAUCCAAGUUGUACAUGCUACGAUUGCGAUCCAACUUUUUUACUGGACAAAUUCCCAGACAAUUGUGCAAUCUUGGCAACCUUCACAUCCUCGACCUCAGCCACAACAACUUUUCAGGUACUAUUCCCAGCUGUUUCAAUAAUUUGACUUCUCUCGUUCGUGAUGUUUCCAACAUAUUCCAAGAUGACUAUCAGGAGCCAACCAUGCUGACAUUAAAAGGACAAGAACUCGUGUAUAACACCACAAUAAUGUUAGUAAAGAGCAUUAUUGAUCUUUCGGAGAACUAUUUGAAUGGUACAAUUCCACCUUCUAUUUGCGACAUGCAAUACCUGCAAGUCCUUUCCCUACGGAGCAAUCAUUUUUCUGGAGAAUUCCCUCACGCAUGGAGUUUGGGGAGCCAAAUAAGGAUUGUAGAUGCUGCCUACAACAAUCUCUCUGGUAAUAUUCCCACUUCAAUGGGAGAAUUAAGUUCUCUUGAAAUAUUGAAGCUCAACAACAACAAUUUUGGCGGUAAGAUUCCCGAUUCUUUGCACAAUUGCUCUGUUUUGAAAAGUAUCGAUCUUGGAGACAACAAAUUAUCUGGGAGCAUACCUCCAUGGAUAGGAGGAUCAAAUGUAUCCAAGUUGUACAUGCUACGAUUGCGAUCCAACUUUUUUACUGGACAAAUUCCCCGACAAUUGUGCAAUCUUAGCUACCUUAAAAUCCUCGACCUCAGCCACAACAACUUUUCCGGUACUAUUCCCAAAUGUUUCAAUAAUCUGACUUCUCUCAUUCGUAAUGUUUCCGACAUAUUCCAAGAUGACUAUCAGGAGCCAACCAUGCUGACAUUAAAAGGACAAGAACUCGUGUAUAACACUACUCUGAUGUUGGUAAAGAGCAUUGAUCUUUCAUCAAAUUUUUUGGAAGGUGAAAUCCCCCAAGAGAUAUGUAGCCUCACUUUAUUGGGUACCUUGAACUUGUCCAGGAAUCAGUUGACUGGUAACAUCCCCUCAAUUGUUGGAAGUAUGCAUAUGCUCGAAACUCUUGAUUUCUCACACAACCAUCUUUCAGGACAUAUUCCUCAAAGCCUUGCUUCCUUAACAUUUUUGUCCCACUUGAAUUUGUCUUAUAACAACUUGGUGGGAAGAAUUCCUUUGGGCAGCCAACUUCAAACGCUCGGUGAUUCCUCCAUUUAUAUGGGUAAUCCAUCACUGUGUGGGGUUCCUCUUCCAAAGUGUCCGGGUGAUGACACUUUCACUGCUACAAAUGCAAAACAUAUUAAUGAAGAUGGAAAUGAUAAUGGAGCGUUGUGGUUCUAUGUCAGCAUGAUCCUUGGCUUUAUCGUUGGAUUUUGGGGUGUUUGUGGCACAUUACUCCUGAAGAAAUCAUGGAGGUAUGCUUAUUUUCGAUUUUUUGAUGACACCAAAGAUAAGGUAACACUAGCAAUUGCGUUGAAAGUGGCUCGUUUGCAAAGAAAGUUUUGUCAUGUUUAA